UAUCCUUUUUGGCUGGAUGGGGUUUUCUUUUGAGUUUCCCGAUUCUUCCUUUCCUUUUUGUUUGACUUCCUCUUGAUUUCUUGCUUUUCUUUUUUGUUUUCUUCCGCUUGUGGAAAAUUUCUUUGAUCUUGUGGCUUGAUCUUGGCCGGUUGCCUUGUGAUGGCCUUUAAUCCCUCUACUUCCGAUUCGCUUCCGACUUUUGCUACUGGCUCCGUUCCGGUGAUUGUUUCUGGUUCUGUUCCGGCCAUGACUUCUGGCUCUGAUUCGGUUGUAGUUUCUGGCUCUGUUCCAGUCAUUGCUUCUGGUUUUGUUCCGAUUUUUGCUUCCGGCUUUGCUCCGUCCUCUGCUUCCGGCUUUGUUCCGGUUUUUGCCUCUGGUGGCUCUUCUGUUGCCGACGUGGGUGUCCUUCCUUCUUCUUCUGAGCCGGAGAUCUUUGAUAUUUUCUGCCUUCCCCUUAAUGCGGAUGGGAAGUUUGUUGUGAAGGGUGCUUUGCACCAUGUGGAGAGGGAUCCUGUGGUGCCUUCCAUUCCUACAGAGGUUUCUUUGGUUUUUUCUUCAAAGGGUGGAAAGGUUGCUCUUCCUCUAGGGUCAACGAAGGUGUUUUGUGAACUUGAUAAAGUGUCUUGGGUUACUAGUAGUUGUGAUGUGGAUGAGAUUAGGGAGAUUUAUAGAACUUGAUAGAUCUGCAUGUUUUCCUUCCUCAACAUCCGGUGGGCCGCGCGGCAUUUCAAUGCCUUCCUCCUGAUAUGUGUGUGUACAAGGACCAAUUUGCAUGUGGGUUGCAUUUUUUGUUUGUCUCGGGUUUUUGUCAUGCUUUUCAUUGUGCUUUUUGCCAAGACUAUAUAUAUAUAUAUGAAAAAUAUGUUUUCUUAUUUUUUGCCUUGUCCUCUGUGGUGCAUCUUACGUGGCUUUUAUUUGGCUUCUUUUUGCCUGCGUAACUUUUGCUUGGAUAUUUGUGUACAUCCAAACUUGCUCGCAACUUUAUUAUUUGUCUGUGUAACUUCUGCUUGGGUAUUUAAUGUACAACCAAACUUGCUCACAGCUUCUUUUUGCUUGCGUAACUUUUGCUUGGAUAUUUAUGUACAUCCAAACUUGCUCGCAGCUUUAUUAUUUAUCUGUGUAACUUCUGCUUGAGUAUUUAAUGUACACCCAAACUUGCUCACAGCUUCUUUUUGCUUGCGUAAAUUUUUCUUGGAUAUUUGUGUACAUCCAAACUUGCUCGCAGCUUUAUUAUUUGUCUAUGUAACUUCUGCUUGGGUAUUUAAUGUACACCCAAACUUGCUCACAGCUUCUUUUCACUUGCGUAACUUUGCUUGGAUAUUUAUAUACAUCCAAACUUGCUCGCAGCUUUAUUAUUUAUCUGUGUAACUUCUGCUUGAGUAUUUAAUGUACACCCAAACUUGCUCACAGCUUCUUUUUGCUUGCGUAACUUUUGCUUGGAUAUUUGUGUACAUCCAAACUUGCUCGCAGCUUUAUUAUUUGUCUGUGUAACUUCUGCUUGGCUUUAUUAUUUAUCUGUGUAACUUCUGCUUGGGUAUUUAAUGUACACCCAAACUUGCUCACAGCUUCCUUUUGCUUGCGUAACUUUUGCUUGGAUAUUUAUGUACAUCCAAACUUGCUCGCAGCUUUAUUAUUUGUCUCAUAACUCUUGUUAGACUUGUGCAUCUUGUAAUUGAAUUCCUCUGCUUGGAGCUUUUUGGCCUAUGUGGCCUUCUCCCAAAAGUUUCUCAAGAGAAAGAUUAGUUUUCUUAAAAACACAAUAACUUGCAUGAUUAUUGAGGUUAAAAAUUAGAAAAUUAAAAAGUAAAUAUACUUAGCUGGGAUCGCAGCUUUCUUUUAAGAUUUGUGCAUGUAGAAUCUUGAGAUGUCUAUCUUGCCUUGCAAAUGCAGAAUUUGAUUCAUCAUUUGAUGUGGUUGAAUGUGAUUGUAACAAAGUUUCUUCAAAUAUGGAGGUAGAGAUGAUGGUUAGUCUUUCGGGGAGCUUUGCUAGCAGUGAAGUGAUUGAUGAACAUGUACGCAAAUUGAUCAAAGGUCUGGAUAGAUUUUUAUGGUAAUGUUGCGAACCAAGCCUGCGCAGCUUUCUUGAAAGUUGCUGGGAACUGCUUGCAUAAUAGGGCAUUCGAGGCUCCAUAUACCAUCAUUGCCAUUCUAUAUCCUUGCACGUGCUCCACUGGGUCUUGAGUUCCAUCGUACUCAGCUAGUUGUGGAGUUUUGAAGUUUGAUGGCACAGGUUCCCUGAUGAUGUCGUCUAUAAAGGCUUUUUCUACUGAAGCUGUGUGCUGGUUCUACAUACCUUUGCCUGCCUGCUUCUAUCUUUGCCAGAUGUUGUCGCAACACCUCAAUUUCUUUGUAAACACCAUCAUCAUGAAACUGUGUUUCUAUCUUUUGUGGACCUGCUGCCAUGAGUGUGGCUUCUUGGAUUUGUUGGCUAGCCUUCCUUUGGUUUGAAUGUGUACGAGGUAUCAUGUUUUUACUCCGAAAAUUGUAUUGAGUGAAAGCUGAGGAUGGUUCUUUUUUUCUUGCCUUUAAUUGUCUUGGGAUGUUAGAGAUGUUUUUUUCAUGCUUCCUUACACUAGUUUCAUUUUUUUUUCUUUUAUCAUUAUUAUUAUUAUUAUUUUGGAUUUUCAAUUGUAUAAGUAUGGAUGCUAUUAGUGAUAAAGUAGUGAGUGGGGACAAGAAAGAUUGUAGAAUUUG
This is a messenger RNA of Rubroshorea leprosula, 2694 nucleotides long. The record is from the annotation of a GenBank genome assembly. NCBI's taxonomy places the organism in Eukaryota, Viridiplantae, Streptophyta, Magnoliopsida, Malvales, Dipterocarpaceae.